Messenger RNA from Achroia grisella, 3157 nucleotides. Its product is annotated as phospholipid phosphatase 2-like. Gene Ontology annotation, molecular function: phosphatidate phosphatase activity. The record is from RefSeq and is a predicted model, not a curated record. The coding region runs from base 345 to 1223 and encodes 292 amino acids. NCBI's taxonomy places the organism in Eukaryota, Metazoa, Arthropoda, Insecta, Lepidoptera, Pyralidae. The transcript has 7 exons. Gene Ontology annotation, biological process: phospholipid dephosphorylation; phospholipid metabolic process; signal transduction.
UCUAACAACAAGCCAGUUGUCGGUUGCACAGCGCUGUUUACGAACGCAUUAUUGGUUCCAGCGCUUUGAAUUUCAAAUACGCGAACGAACGUUCGAUAUUCGAAAUACAAAUUUUGUUUUAAAUUCAUUUUAAUUUUCGAACAGAGAAGUUUUAUAUUUGUUUUUAAUUGUGCCUGUGUUUGUGAAGUGAAAUAAACAUUAUCAAUCGGUUUUACUUUUAAAAAUUGGAUUUUAAAAUAAUGCCCAAUAUUGUACACGCAGCGAUUUUAUUUAUACGACUGAAAAGUCGAUAAAGUCGAACUUUUUUGACGGUUUCUGAACCUCGCUCCCCUACGCCUGUAGAGAUGCAGGCGCGACACAGCAUCUGGUGGCAUCUAUUGCUUGAUCUGCCUAUACUACUACUAGUUGGUGCAGUAUGCAUCUUGCUAGAAGUGGGCGCCCUGCCAAGCCGCCGCAGUGGGUUCAUGUGCCACGACCCUGCGCUCUCCUUCGCUUACACCGGCGACAGCUUCUCCAUCUCACUGGUCGUCGCCAUUACUCUUAUUGUCCCAUUUAUUAUUAUGUGGGCAGUAGAGAUAAUCCAUCACAGACACGACGAAUACAACAUGAAGACCAACAAGCUCGUGGCCAGCGCCAGAACUGCCGGCCUCUUAUAUAGAGAUUACAUAUAUGGUGCAGUGGUGGUGUUCGCCAUCCUUGAAGUGGUCAAAUGCGUUAUCGGCUCUCCAAGACCGACGUUCUUCGAUUUAUGCGAGCCUGAUGCUGAGAAGACUUGCAACCAUUCGGAAUAUGUAACCAGCUACAAAUGCACCUCUACAAAAUACUCGAGAUACUUGCAAAUCGACUCCGCGAGAAGUUUCCCAUCGGCUCAUGCUGCUAUGGCCAUAUACUGCGGAGUAUUUGUCGCUUGGUACCUUCAGAGGCGAGCUUUCAGCUGGCACAACCGUUCCGUGCUCAUCGUGCCGCUGAUCCAGACAAUCUGCCUGGUAUACGCCGCUGUCUGCACCCUGAGUAGGCUCACAGAUCACCGCCACCACUGGUGGGAUGUACUGGUCGGUGGCAUGAUGGGAGUUCUCACCGUUUUAUAUACGGUCCUGGUUCUGUGCAAGAACUUUUCGCAGCCAGCUGUGGUCAGCACUAGCGAUAUAUCGAGCAGCGACGGUACCAACCACCCAUCUGUACGGCGACUUCUGCCCAACGAAUCGCGGGCAGUCAUGCCUUAGCCUCAGGCAGUGUAAGCUUCGCGCUUACAUCGAAAAUGUAAAGCGAUACCUCUAUGGUACCGUUCGAAUUUCGAAUUUAUUCAAAUUCGGAAUGUUUGUGUAAACUGCAAAAAAUGGCGGAUUAUGAGUACAAAUCAGUGAAAUGAACGUUUUUAUCAUAUUGUAGAAAUUUAUUGAGAUUGAAAUAUUUCCCUAUUUUGCCAUUCAUAAUUAUUUAAGAUUAAUAUUAAUAGCUGAGAAAAGUUAAUAUACUUAACAAUAUAAAUAUGUAGGAAUAUCGAAAACGAAUUGAUUGGUGAGUUAGUGGCAGAAUGGUUGAGUUAUAGACCUUUUUAAUAUUUAAAAAAGUCGUGUAAUUGAUUGUGUGUAUUUUAUAAUACUUUGUAGUGUAAAUAGUCAUAGAUAGAUAGAUAGAUAAUUUAGAUACGGACGGUAUUAUUGUGUCGUAAAUUAGACAAGAAGGCAGUUUCUUUUAUCGCUAUUGCAAAUUGUUAAUUUAGAAUAUAGAUAAUAGAACUCAACAUUAUCAUGCUUUAAAUUGAAAACCUCAUUUUAUACUAAUUUAUUUAUAUAUAUUUAUCAAUAAUAUAAUUUUUAAUACAUAUUAUUAUAUUUAUUACUUUAAUUAUUUGUUACAUUUUAUAAUGUUACUAGAUUAGGCAGACAUUGCCAGUUGUGGUUUUUUUAAGUGAUAGAAUGUUAGUCCGCGUCCGCUAAGGGUACGCACAGAGGUAUAUCCGUGAUAGAGGAUAAAAUGAGGUCAUCCUCAACUUAUCAUCUAUCACGGAUGGUCAGGAUUGUUAGCCCAUUAGCACAAUGGUUUCCAAACCUACAUAUUACUAGCAAUGGUCACUAAAAAUAUCUAUUUGCUUCUAAAAGAGAUUAGACUUUAUCGAAAUUCUUUAAUUCUUCACUGAUGUCUGUACUAGCUUUUACCAUUAGCGCAGGCUGGUAUACUAUACCAUCAUCAACAAUAAUAGAAAUAAUAAUUAGAAUAAGCAGUUACAUCAGUACAUACUUGCUUGCAAAUGAUUAUGAAGUUCUUAAAGAAUAGAAUAGAAAUCAUCUUUAUUCAAAUAACUUAAUAUAACUUUUGAAUAGUCAACUUUUUUAUUCUACCACUCAUUCGGAACGCAAACUCAUCACAGGAAGAAAGCGCAAGAAAAUUGCGUGUUGCAAUUUUAAAUAAAUGUUGAUCUAAGUAAAUAUACAUUAACACGGAUUAGGCAUGCGACAAUCAACAUAGUAACCGCUACGCAUUCAAUCUUUGUUCAAUCAGAUAAUAUUGUCAGCGCUAUGGAUUUUAAGUUCUACAAAAAACAUAAAGUGUGAAUAGUAAUAGUAAUAGUAGUUAUAAGUACUACACUCUACAUUGCACAGCUGUAUGUAACCUCUAAAACAGAAAAUAUAAUAUGUAAGUAAAUAAUUUCUUUGUAAAAAUAAAUGAGACAUAGCUAUGCCACGCAUACAGCUUUGUACAAAAUUUCCCGCUAUUAUUAUUAUUUAUUCAGUUAAAUUAAAAUUAUUAGCAUCUGUUGUAAUUCGUUAUAUUUUAUCUGUGUCUUUCUUUUAUUUUUUAAAUCAAAUUUAAGACAGAUACGUAACAUUCCGAUAUUAUUUUAAAAAUAAAUUAACUAGAACUGCCAGUUUGUAAAAGUCAGACCAUAGACUAUUUAAAAAAUAUAUUUCGAAAUUUGAUAAUUGUUAUCAAGAAAUCAUUUUCGUUUCGAGUUCUACUUGUAGUAGACGAUUUAGUAGUCUAUGGUUAUUGUAUUUUAUGUUUAUUUACAUAUUAAUAAUAAGAAAAUGACCAGUGAUUUUUUCUUUACGAUUUUGAAAGUAAAUUAAAUUCAUCUAAACCAUGUUUUGAUAAAUUAUGCUUCAGGAAACAAGUAUAGUUGUAAAUUAAAAAUAGUAUAUAGUAUAGAUUAUUG